UUCUGAUCUAUUUGGAGAACCUGGUGAGUCUGAUUCCUUGAGUUCUUCUGUUUAUUUGUUGCUCUUAAAUAUUUGAAUUCAAUCUGAAGACAGGAAAUUUGGUGUGUUGAAAGUUAGGAUCAUGGGUUUGAAGCCAUUAAUUGAUGAAAAGUGUAAUUUGGGGCAUAAUGAUACAAUGAUAUACUGCUUUAACUUGGUCCUGGUAAAUUGAAAAAGAAGUAACUAGGAAAGCUUUGGUUCGAAGAGGAGAACAAGGUAAUUUUUUUUUUCCUUUCCAUUUCUGUUUGAGUCCAUUCUGCUGUGAUUUCAAAGGCCAUUGAAUUCUCCCUGAACAGUUGCUUGCUCUCUGUCCAACUAUUGAUGCUUCCUAAGAAAUAAUGAUAGGAAAUGCUUGUGAGUUCGCUCAGGAUUUCAGAACUUGUGACUGCCUUUUUUGAAGAUGUUAUUUUUAUGUAAACAUCAUUACUUGCCACUUUAGAACAGAGAGAAUUUUCCCAGAGCUAGUGAAGCAACUGGCUAGAGAGGAGAAGCCAGAAAGUUAUAAAAAGGGAGUUAACAGAUGAAAGUAUAUCUUGUAGACUAGAGAGGUUAUAUCCAAUGGAAUCAAAUAAGCUUUGGCUUCUCUGUAGAAGCUCCUUCUUGUGAACACUGUCAUCUAAUUUCUUUCAGAUUUCCGGAGACUCCAAAAAAGAUGUCUUACCAGCAACAGCAGUGCAAGCAGCCCUGCCAGCCACCUCCUGUGGUGUGCCCACCUAAGUGCCCUGAGCCAUGUCCACCUCCAAAGUGCCCAGAGCCAUGUCCACUUCCAAAGUGCCCAGAGCCAUGUCCACUCCCAAAGUGCCCACCUGAACCCUGCCAGCAGAAGUGCCCACCUAAGAGCAAGUAACAGCUUCAGAAUUCAUC
Messenger RNA from Loxodonta africana (African savanna elephant), 903 nucleotides. RefSeq names its product small proline-rich protein 2G-like. The record is from RefSeq and is a predicted model, not a curated record. Gene Ontology annotation, cellular component: cornified envelope. The transcript has a single exon. Bases 692 to 886 code for a protein of 64 amino acids. NCBI's taxonomy places the organism in Eukaryota, Metazoa, Chordata, Mammalia, Proboscidea, Elephantidae.